Messenger RNA from Diatraea saccharalis (sugarcane borer), 568 nucleotides. NCBI's taxonomy places the organism in Eukaryota, Metazoa, Arthropoda, Insecta, Lepidoptera, Crambidae. The record is from the annotation of a GenBank genome assembly.
GGCUUCAAUUAUAGGCGCAGAUCACUAUAAAGGUUAUUUUUACCUUUUUUAAACUGAACAUAGCAUUAAACUAUUGUUUAGUUGAAGAAUAACCUUAUAGAACAUGGCUCUGUUAAAAAAAAUUAUAAACAGACAUAUAGUCAAUGUACGGAUUGUCCCAACUGUUAGACUAACUUCCAACGAUGUCAAAAUAUCUUCAUCUGAUGACGCUCCCGUUGAAAUAGAAAAUCCGUAUACGAAAGAACGCAGACAAUGUAUCCUAUGUAAACUGAACGUAACACCAGACUAUAAAAACUAUCGCCUUCUAUCGCAAUUUCAGAGCCCUUAUACCGGUCGUAUAUACGGGAGACAUAUUACAGGUUUAUGCCGUCAGAAGCAAAUGCAAGUGGAAGCAGAAAUAACUAAAGCACAAAACUGUGCUUACCUACCUUAUUACUACAAGGAUAAGAGAUUCAUAAAAGAUCCAAAACUAUUUGAUCCGGAAAAUCCAAUCAGACCACACAGGUUUUAGAAUUAGUUACACAGUACUAGGAUUGUAAAAAAUAAAGAAUAAGUUUAGUGACCUAAA